AUGUCUUGGUCCCACACCUCGGGGACAGCCUCAGACAAUUUGCCAACUGAACAACCCAAGGCCACAUUUGGGAUCUUCAUUCAAUGUCCCGUAAACGAAAACUACACUGUCAGGUAUCUGCCGGUGUUGUGUCCCCCCCCUCCAAUGCCACGUGCAAGCCUCACCUUUCGUCAAAGUCAUUCUCAUCUUCAGGACGAGAAGAUGGACGAUGACUACGGGGAGGAGGUCAUGGCCGGGAAUGGCGAAGAUGAAGGUGAGGUGGACGAGAGCAGCGAGGAGGAGGUGGGCGAGAGCGGCGAGGAGGAGGUGUGCGAGAGCGGUGAGGAGGAGGUGGACAGAACAGAAGAUGAGGAAGAAGACAUCGACGAUGAAGUUGACGCCGAGUCGGUCAACAGUCGCCCAGCUACUGUCCGCCACGCAAUCCUUCGGAAAAAAUACUUGCCGGUCAAAAAAUACGAGAGGUACGGUUGCCUCUGGCAAGACUGCAGCAUGACAUUUUCGUUAGCGAAAGAUCGUCUUCGGCAUAUGAACGGCCACUUCAAUUCCCAGUGGAUCUGUCCAAAUCCAGCAUGCCAGAAAAAGUCCCAGAGGAAAAGGACCUCCUAUCGGAAGGACGCUCUUAAGCGUCACCUCAAUAAGCGUACGGAUCAGGAACAGCCCCAGAGGAUGGGGAUCUUCUCUCGGAAGGACGCUCUUAAGCGUCAUCUCGAUAGGAGUACAGUUUGCUGCGGAUACACCCCUCGUACGCACGAAGGCGACGUAGAUUGGACACUGUUGGAGAACGGUCAAUCUGCCUUGUGGGAAAGAGAGGAAAACGUCGUGCAAAUCCGCCGCCCCUCCGCCGCCGAUCCCUUAAGGACGGACCUCGAUGCGCUUUGGGCGCAAUACAACGUAUUUCCCUGGCGCGGCUAA
Messenger RNA from Sparassis crispa, 912 nucleotides. RefSeq lists its product as hypothetical. The transcript is spliced from 3 exons. The record is from RefSeq and is a predicted model, not a curated record. Bases 1 to 912 code for a protein of 303 amino acids. Lineage: Eukaryota; Fungi; Basidiomycota; Agaricomycetes; Polyporales; Sparassidaceae.